CAGAUAGGAGUUCUGUUGUAUCUUUUGAUGGGCGUGUAUGGAUGGGUGAAUGAAUAUGAUAAGCCGUUUAAUUUUACCUGCCCACAACACCAAUCUAUUCAUCAAAUAGUGAGUCACCAUGACAACGGGAGGGAGGACAGAGUGUUCGAUUUUCAGUGUACUAGUUAUACGAAAGAAUCCGAGAACUGUUUUUGGACAGAUUAUGUGAACGACUUUGACCAACCUCUGGUUUUCCAGUGUCCACGCGGGGGCGUACUAGACGGCGUCAGUAGUUACCACGACAACCACAGAGAGGACAGGCGCUUCCGGUUCUACUGCUGCGAAAAACCAGGAGUGUGUCUUUACAAUUGUAUGUACAGUGGCUGGGUCAACAGCUACGAUGGAAACUUGAAUUAUACCGCACCGAUCGGUUACGUAAUGCGAGGAUGGACAAGUAUUCACGACAGUGGAAGAGAGGACAGGAUUUUCGACUUUGAUGUCUGUUUAAUGCAAGAAUGUGAGGAUGCAGGAAGUCCUGGACAGUCAGUCAUAGGAAAGUGAUGCCUGAAUAACAUAGUGACGUACUCUAUCGCUUUGUAUUGGUCUUUAGGUUCUGGAAUA
Messenger RNA from Saccostrea cuccullata (small rock oyster), 600 nucleotides. RefSeq names its product hemagglutinin/amebocyte aggregation factor-like. The coding region runs from base 28 to 540 and encodes 170 amino acids. The transcript is spliced from 6 exons. Gene Ontology annotation, cellular component: extracellular matrix. NCBI's taxonomy places the organism in Eukaryota, Metazoa, Mollusca, Bivalvia, Ostreida, Ostreidae. Gene Ontology annotation, biological process: collagen fibril organization. The record is from RefSeq and is a predicted model, not a curated record.